Molecule: messenger RNA, 582 nt
Organism: Lymnaea stagnalis (great pond snail)
Lineage: Eukaryota; Metazoa; Mollusca; Gastropoda; Lymnaeidae
Source: the annotation of a GenBank genome assembly
AUCGCUCUCGGAGUGAUGAACUCGAUUAAGAAGCUCUAUUCACGACGGGAAGUUGAAGAUUUUAUCAUUGAAGUCGAUAACACUGAAAUAAGAUGUCAUCGCUUCAUUCUCGCGUCAUGCUCUGAGUUUUUCUGUGGACUCUUUAGGUCAGGUAUGAGGGAAGUGACGUACGGCCGUGCUUCUCUGCAGGGUAUUUCUUGUGAAACUUUCCAUCUCAUCCUUCAUGCCAUCUACACUGCCAGUGACGUCAUAACUGAAGGUAACGUCAUUGCCAUCUGGCAUGCCUCAAAUCAGUUACAGAUUGACUUCAUGAUUGAGUUAUGUGAAAAGACGGUAGUUAAGAUGUUGUCAUUGGACAAUUUUGAAGAAGUCUACAGAAAUGCUAAGCUCAUUAAUUCGAGGCAAGUGUUAUGUGCCAUAAGGACAUUUAUGUGCGAGCACUUCGUACUUAUAAGAAAGAUGAAAACAUUUCUUGAACUUUCUUAUAAUGAAAUUGUGUCUUUGGUAAGUGACGACAAGCUUGUGGUAGAAUCUGAAGACCAAGUCCUGGAAUCAAUAAUGGAAUGGAUAGAACAUCCUGAC